Messenger RNA from Acanthisitta chloris (rifleman), 2061 nucleotides. RefSeq names its product SH2 domain-containing protein 3C-like. NCBI's taxonomy places the organism in Eukaryota, Metazoa, Chordata, Aves, Passeriformes, Acanthisittidae. Gene Ontology annotation, molecular function: guanyl-nucleotide exchange factor activity; phosphotyrosine residue binding. The record is from RefSeq and is a predicted model, not a curated record. Gene Ontology annotation, biological process: positive regulation of peptidyl-serine phosphorylation; small GTPase-mediated signal transduction.
UUCUCCAAGGAGAAAUACAUCCUUGAUUCAUCACCAGAGAAACUUCACAAGGAGCUAGAAGAGGAACUGAAGCUGAGCAGCACCGACCUGCGCAGCCAUGCUUGGUACCACGGCCGCAUCCCCCGGGAGGUGUCCGAGAGCCUCGUGCAGAGGAAUGGUGACUUCCUCAUCCGCGACUCACUCACCAGCCUGGGUGACUACGUGCUGACGUGUCGCUGGCGCAACGAGCCCCUCCAUUUCAAGAUCAACAAGGUGACAGUCAAGUCCAGUGAUGGCCAUACCCGUGUCCAGUACCUCUUUGAGCAGGAGAGCUUUGACAACGUGCCUGCCCUUGUCCGCUUCUACGUGGGCAACCGCAAGGCCAUCUCCGAACAGAGCGGAGCCAUCGUCUACUGCCCCAUCAACCGCACCUUCCCGCUGCGCUACCUGGAGGCCAGUUAUGGGCUGGCCAACGGGAAGCAUGGGGGAUCCCACAGCCCCUCCACCCAGAAAGGGGGGCACAUCAAGAGGAGGAGCAUCACCAUGACAGACGGCCUGACCGCAGACAAAAUCACCAGGGCUGAGGGGUGCCCGACCAGCGUGUCCCUGCCCCACCACAGAGACAUCAUUCGCAACUGUGCCGUCAGUGUGGAUCAGAUCCAGGACCUGCACUCCCCGAUGUCCCCCAUCUCCGAGAACCCAGCGUCACCCGCCUACAGCACAGUUACACGACUAAAGCCUCAUGCCUGCCAAGCAGCUGGGAUCUCCCCGGCCUCUCCAGUCAUAAGAAGGUCCAGUGAGCCCCAGCUGUGCCAUGGGAACAACAGCAAACCUCUGCCAGACCCUGCCCACAGCUCCCAUUCAACUCCCUGCCAUGGGUACGCCCGUGCCUCCCCCUCUCCCUCCGUGAACAGCUACAGCGACCCGGACACGGGGCACUACUGCCAGCUGCACCCCACCUCACCCAUCAACAGAGACCGGCCAGCUCAUGACACCAAGCAGUUGCCAACAAAGAGUUAUGUGGAGAGGCUAAAGGUGGAGGAAGGACAGAGAGGGACUGUGGAGAACAGCUCUGGGGAAGCAGAGGCAGGGCAGAGGCUGAAAGCAGAGCCGGACUUCAUGGGCUUUGUGCCCCCCACCAUGGAAGCAACCUCCUCCUUCAACCCUGCUGCCUUCCAGUCCCUGCUCAUCCCCCUGGAGAACAAACCUCUGGAGAUGACCGUGCUCAAGAAGGUCAAAGAGCUGUUGGCAGAGGUGGACGUGAAGACACUGGCCAAACACAUCACCAAAGUGGACUGCCUGGUCGCCCGGAUAUUGGGUGUGACGGUGGAGAUGCAGCGGCUCAUGGGGGUGAGCUCUGGCAUGGAGCUGCUCACCCUGCCCCACGGCCACCAGCUCCGCCUCGACCUGCUGGAACGGUUCCACACCAUGUCCAUCAUGAUCGCCGUGGACAUCCUGGGCUGCACGGGCAGCACGGAGGAGCGCGCGGCCCUGCUCCACAAAACCAUCCAGCUGGCUGCCGAGCUGAAGAGCACCAUGGGGAACAUGUUCAGUUUUGCAGCUGUGAUGAAUGCUUUGGAAAUGACACAGAUCGCGCGGCUGGAGCAGACCUGGAUGGUGCUGCGGCAGCGGCACACGGAGGGCGCAAUCCUCUACGAGAAGAAGCUUAAGCCAUUCCUGAAGAGCCUGAAUGAAGGGAAAGAAGGGCCUCCGCUGACCAACACCACCUUUCCCCACAUCAUACCCCUUGUGACUCUCCUGGAGCGGGAUGAGGCUCUCACGGACAGCCCCGAGCCCUGGGAGGCCACAGACAAUGGCGUGGAGGUGGUCAUGGCGCACCUGGAGGCAGCACGGAUGGUGGCCCACCAUGGUGGUCUCUACAACACCAAUGCUGAGGUGAAGCUACAGGGUUUCCAGGGCAGAGCAGAGCUGCUGGAGGUCUUCAGCACCGAGUUCCAGCUGCGGCUGUGGGCCAGCCGUGGGGCUGAGAGCAGCCAGGCCGAGCGCUACGAGAAGUUCGACAAGGUCCUCACUGCCCUGUCCCACAAGCUGGAGCCAGCGGUGCGCUUCAGUGAGCUGUAA